CAAAACGAAAGUUAAAAGUAGUUGGCGCCAAAACAUUUUCCCCCACGUGAAGCUUCUCUAGUGGAUGUUUGAGGGAUUAAACCUACAACAGAUCACUAUCCAUGUCCCUUCUAUCAGCCAUGGCCUACUCCAGUAGUCUCUUAUUUGAAGACCAGCUCCUAUGCUCCAUCUGCCUCGAUGUGUUCACCGACCCAGUCUCUACUCCAUGUGGACACAACUACUGUAAGAUCUGUCUCAAAAAGUACUGGGACAGCAGUUCACGCUGGCAGUGUCCACUCUGCAAAGAGGAUUUCCCCAAAAGGCCAGAGCUUCGCGUGAAUACGUUCAUCUCUGAACUGGCUGCUCCAUUCAAGAAGCCAUUUCAGGUGACAUCCAACAGCAUCGCAGAUCCGCUUCUCUCCAUGACCAAGACGGUUCUAUGUGACUCGUGCACCGAGGAAAAGGAGGAGGCUGUAAAGUCCUGUCUCCACUGUGGGGUGUCUCUCUGCAGCACUCAUUUGCUGUUUCAUAAAACAACAGCGAAAUUCAAAAGGCACAAACUGGUCAACCCUGUAGACAACCUGGAGGACUACAUCUGCCAGAAACAUGAGCGACCCCUGGAGCUGUUCUGUAGAGAUGAGCAGAAGAGUGUGUGUGAGUUUUGCAUUGAGGGUGAGCACAGAGAUCACAACACUGUUCCUAUUGAGAAGGAAAGUGUUGAAAAAAAACGUAAGCUGAGGGAGACACAGGCAGCAGUUCAGCAGAUGAUCAAGAACCGACUAAAGAAGAUUGAAGAAAUUGAAGAAUCUGUAAAAUUCAAUAAGAUGAACAUAGAGAAGAAGAAAUCAGAAAGUAUGAGAUUUUUCAGUGCUCUGAUGCGCUGCAUUGAGAGAAGCCAGGCUGAGCUGCUUAAGGUGAUGGAGGAGAAGCAGAAAGCAGCAGAGAGGCAGGCUGAAGAGUUCCUUAAAAAGCUGGAUCAGGAAAUCACUGAGCUAAAUUGGAGAAACACUGAGCUGGAGCAGCUCUCCCACACUGAGGAUCACCUCCACCUCCUACAGACUUACCCAUCACUGCGCAGUCCUCCACACACCAAGAACUGGACUGACAUCACAAUUAACUGUCAACUGAAUGUGAAAGCUCUGAGGAUUCAACUACAGAAAUCUCUUAAUGAGGAAAUGGAGAAGUUUCCUGAGAUUGAACUGAAAGACAUUAAACAACAUGCAGUGGCGGUGACUCUGGAUCCUAAAACAGCAAAUUUUUACCUCGUGUUGUCUGCCGAUGGGAAACAAGUGAAAUGUGGAAACUCGCGAAACAAACUUUCUGAUAAUGCAGAGAGGUUUGAUUACUGUGCCUGUGUGCUAGGCAAAGAGGGAUUCUCCUCGGGUAGAUUUUACUAUGAGGUGGAUGUCAGAAGGAAAACUGAGUGGGAUAUAGGUGUGGCCAGAAAGUCUGUUGCCAGGAAAGGAAAAAUCACCCUCACCCCUGAGAACGGGUUUUGGAGUGUGCUGCUGAGAAAUUGGAUGGAAUAUAAGGCUGGGGAACGUCCGCUUGUCGACCUCUCCUUGAAACAAGCUCCACAGAAGGUGGGGGUGUUUGUGGAUUAUGAGAAGGGCCUGGUCUCAUUCUAUGAUGUAGGAACUGAGUCUCUUAUCUACUCUUUCACCAAUCAGUGUUUUAAAGAGGAUCUAUACCCUUACUUCAGCCCUGGCCCCAAUUAUCAAGGUAGUAAUUUAGCACCACUGGUCAUUUCACCUCCUGAGCAUUUUAACUCAGAGCCCUGCUUCACCGUCAGCAACAUGAAAGUCCUCUUUAAGGGUUUAAUGGAGAGAAGUGAAUCUGCACACCUACUGACAAUUCCUACAAACCAAGAAGUAAAAAAGGACUGGACCAACAUGCAGACUGUAGAGAUGUUGAGGACAUCUCUGUGCCAGAUUCUUGAAUCGCUCAAAAAGGAAAUAGACAUGUUUGAUGAUGUUGGUAUGAAAAGAAUUCAGCAAUAUGCAGUUAACGUCACCCUGGAUCCUGAUACAGCUCAUCCUGAACUUCUCCUGUCUCAUGAUGGAAAGGAAGUGAGACAUGAAGACUUGCGUAAAAAUCUCCCUGAUAACCCAGUGAGGUUUGAUUAUUGUGCCUGUGUUAUGGGAAAGGAGGGGUAUACCUCAGGGAGAUUUUACUAUGAGGUGCAGGUCAGACAUAAGACUAAGUGGGAUUUAGGAGUGGCCCAAGAGUCUGUUAUCAGGAAAGGAAGUAUCAUAGUCAGCCCAAGGAAUGGAUACUGGACAAUGUGGCUGAGAAAAAAGACUGACUAUGAGGCUUGUGACUCUCCUCCGGUGCAGCUCUUAUUAAAACAGCCUCCACAGAAAGUGGGGGUGUUUGUGGACUAUGAGGAGGGUCUGGUCUCCUUCUAUGAUGCUGAUGCAAAGUGUCUCAUCUAUUCUUUCACUGGUCAGACAUUCACUAAAAAGCUUUAUCCAUUCUUCAGUCCUUCACGCAGUUAUGGUGGUAAAAACUCAGCACCUCUGAUCAUCAUGCCUGUUAAGCAAUCUACAUAAGGUCUUUUUCAGAACUGUUUGUGAUAUUCAGGAAAUGCUAUUUCUAUCUAUAUAUUUAUUUUUUUCUAAUAAUUUAUAGCUUUAACUGUUUAUCCAUAAUUAUCAAGAUGAUGGAUAUGAGGGUGGUAUAGAAAAACUCCAUGCAAUACUUGGUGGAAAAAAAACACUGAAAGGAACAAGAUUUAAAAGGAAACCCAUCCUUCUUUGGAUUAUUUAAGAUAGUAUAACUUAUACAUAAAUGCCCUGUUAUAAGUAUUUAUAAGUAUUUAUAAGUAAGUGCAAUGGUAUAACAGGAGAUGUAUUUAAGUAAAUAUGAAGUCCACUAUGUUGUCCAUCUGCUUACUUUUUUCCAUGUUUUUAUUUAUUUGUAUUUAUUUUUUUAUUUAUUUGCUUAUUUUAUCCAAUGUGGGUGUACUUCUUGUUAUUU
This is a messenger RNA of Clarias gariepinus (North African catfish), 2958 nucleotides long. Its product is annotated as E3 ubiquitin-protein ligase TRIM69-like. Gene Ontology annotation, molecular function: zinc ion binding; protein binding. The record is from RefSeq and is a predicted model, not a curated record. Lineage: Eukaryota; Metazoa; Chordata; Actinopteri; Siluriformes; Clariidae. Bases 102 to 2531 code for a protein of 809 amino acids. The transcript is spliced from 11 exons.